GUUUUGAUGUGAGUGAAAGAUGUGAGAGAGGUGAAUGUUGUGUUGAUUAUUUUUGUGUUUAUUAAUUAGAUGUCUGCCAAAUCUACAAUAUGAGUAGAUUUAGGUUUCCUGUGAAACGAACUCAUGUUUCGUUGUUCUGUACUCAUGGAACAACAAACAACAGUAGUCGAUUGUUUUAUUCAGGAGCAGGUUGUAGUAGAUUAUGGUUUCUACCCGAAACGCGUCGGCUCAAUUUACAAGCUGUUCGUAACCUUUCAUGCUCUUCAGCUGCAUUUCAAAUAAAGCCUCCAGCGGAAUCUGUUGUAGAUAUUUUCGACCGAGAGGCGAAACUAUAUCAGCGCCAGAGAGCAGCCCUGGCCGCUGAUGUUGAGUUGUACGACUAUCUGAAGGAAGAAGUUGGCUACAGACUGGCAGAUCGUAUAUUCGACAUCAAGAGAAAAUUCAACUGUGCUGUUGAUUUGGGUUGUGGCCGUGGAUAUGUAUCAAGGCACGUUCUUGGCGAUGCUGUUGAGCGACUAAUUUUAUGUGACAUGUGCCCAACUUGGCUCGACCAAGCAGUUCUUCCAGAAAGUGUGGAAGUUGAACGAAAGAUAGUCGAUGAAGAGAAAUUACCAUUUCAGCCAAAUUCAGUCGAUUUAGUUAUUAGCUCAUUAAGUCUCCAUUGGGUGAAUGACUUGCCUGGUACUUUUCACCAAAUAUUAACAUGUCUCAAAAAUGAUGGUGUAUUGAUUGCCGCUUUAUUUGGAGGUGACACAUUGUUUGAACUUCGUUCAUCACUACAGUUAGCUGAACUGGAAAGACACGGGGGACUUUCUCCACAUAUUUCGCCAUUCACAGAAAUUCGUGACAUAGGCAGCUUACUAACAAGAGCUGGAUUUACAAUGUUGACUAUUGACACUGAUGAAAUAGUUGUAAAUUACCCAUCUAUGUUUGAACUAAUGUGGGAUUUGAAGGGAAUGGGAGAAAAUAAUGCCGCUCGUAACCGGAAACUUAAUUUGCGUCGUGAUACUAUGGUAGCAGCUGCGGCGAUUUACAAGGAACUGUAUGGUAAACAUAAAGACGAUGGAACAUCAUCAGUUCCAGCGACGUUUCAGAUCAUUUAUAUGUUAGGAUGGAAGCCAGAUGCUUCUCAGCCAAAACCAUUGGACAGAGGAACUGGCGAAGUUUCUCUCAGGGACCUUUAUAGAUUAGAUGAGAUUAUAGCAGAAACCAAAAAAGUUCAAAUAGAUCCAGAGAAAGAUAUUGAUAGGAAGUAAUGCUUUGUUUCAUACAUGACUGUUCUGAUUUUCUGCAGCUGUACAGCUAAGAGAGUUCGUGUAUCAAACAUAGUCACAUUUUAUUCAGGAGUGUAUCGAAAUGCACAUUGAAAUGAUCAAAGAUAUGUUUGUUGCCAUUGUAACUAGUCUUUAUGUAAUGAGCAGUAUUUCUCUGCCAUUUUUUGUGUUUCACUAAUUGUGUUAGGCCUAUCAAAAUCCUGCAGUCAACCUUUUUAUAAUAAACAAGCAGGGAUGAUAGCUUGAAAAAAAAAAAAAUUGGUGGAUGCCUGCAUGGUGCUUUCAUUUUGUAUCUUAAAGUGUUAUAUA
Molecule: messenger RNA, 1583 nt
Organism: Schistocerca piceifrons (Central American locust)
Lineage: Eukaryota; Metazoa; Arthropoda; Insecta; Orthoptera; Acrididae
Product: arginine-hydroxylase NDUFAF5, mitochondrial
Exons: 1
Coding region: 90-1256 (388 amino acids)
Biological process (GO): mitochondrial respiratory chain complex I assembly
Cellular component (GO): mitochondrion
Molecular function (GO): S-adenosylmethionine-dependent methyltransferase activity
Source: RefSeq, a predicted model, not a curated record